AUGAAGUCCUUCCGACUGCACCCAGGGACAACGAUCAGGCGCGGAAGCGACAUUGAGCAAUACUGCCUCAGGGACGGACCAGGCGUGGAGCCAGCAUUCCCCGAGACGAACAAGGAGGUCAUCUUCCUCAAGGGCAUGAUGAAGGGCAGCAGUCGCUUCUUCUACAUCGGUAUCGUCGAGGCGAGCGGUACCGACGGCGUUUACAACAACGUUCGCAGGAACAGGCCCAUCACGCUGAAGCCUGAGUGGUUCAACAGUAAGCAGACAGCCAACGGGCCCUGCAAGGCGUUCAACCACAAAUGGGUCUUGAAGGACCACUCGCGGACGCACACCGGCGAGAAGCCGUCCUGUUGCAAGCUCAGCGGCAGGGCGUUCAUCAAGACGGCGCUGGUAUGCAACGCCCGAAUCCUCACCCGAGAGCGGCCGUUCCGCUGUGAGCUAUGUGACAAGGCGUUCAUGUACCGGUGCAGCCUGCGGGAGCAUGCCUGA
Messenger RNA from Pollicipes pollicipes, 489 nucleotides. RefSeq names its product zinc finger protein 317-like. NCBI's taxonomy places the organism in Eukaryota, Metazoa, Arthropoda, Thecostraca, Pollicipedomorpha, Pollicipedidae. The transcript is spliced from 2 exons. The coding region runs from base 1 to 489 and encodes 162 amino acids. The record is from RefSeq and is a predicted model, not a curated record.